UAUAGGAAAAUGUCCAAGAUAGACUCAAAAACUUCGAUAACGUUGAUGAAGAAGGAAAGAGCAAAGCCUCAAAAUAGGUUCUGUGCAGAUUGAGAUACUGUUGGACCUGAAUGGAUCUCUAUCAAAUUCGGAACUUUCGUCUGUCUCAGAUGCUCAGGAAUCCAUAGAAGUCUUGGAACCCACAUUACAUUUGUACAAUCAGCCGUGCUUGAUUCCUUGAAGCUUCCAGUCAUAGAGCAGUACCAAGUAUUGAACAACGAAAUAAUGAACGAAUAUUACGAGAAGAACAUGCCUUCAGGGAUGAAGCCCACUGCCAACUCCAGUGCAUCGAUUGCAAAGAAGUUCAUUAAGGAUAAAUACGUGAAACAGCUUUGGCUCGAUGAAGAAGAAGAUGACCCCGUGUACCUCUACCAGAGCGGAAAAUUCGAAAAGCGUCAAAAGAAGAAAGACAAAAAGGAGAAAAAGAAGAAAGAUAAGAAGGAAAAGAAGAAAAAGAAGGAAGAAAAGAAGAGAAGAGAUAAAGAUAGGCAGGAAAAGGAGGAGCAAGCUGAUUUUAUUGACUUUGAAGAAGCCCAAGAUGAUGACUUUGGAGAUUUUCAGGAAGCUACUGGGGGUAAAGUGGAAGAGAAUGAUGAAGGAAUGGGUGAUUUGAUUGGAGGAAGUAAUGAUUUUGGUGAUUUUGUGACCCCUACUGAGGAUAAGGUAAAGCAUCAGGAUGAUUUUGGAGAUUUCAUAUCAUCUGGAGAUACUGCAUCAGGUUCUUCAGCUUUUAUAACUCCUCCAUCCGCUUCAGCUUCUAAUGCUUUUGGAGCUCCAACUAAUGAUUUGACUAAUAAUUUGUCAAAUCUAUAUAGUCAAUCUCAACCUAAGACUUCUGAACCUGAGAAUAAGUAUGCAGCAUUAGAAAAUCUUGGAACUGGCUUUGGACAACCUCAAUCUAAUAUGUUCACAGGAAUGAGUGUCGGUCAACCGAGCGGCUUUGGAGAUCAAUUCCAACCACCGUUUAACGGAGGAUUUGCUACUCAGACACAAAGCUGGGCAAAUCCUGCUUCGAACACUCAACCCACUUUCUCUCAAAACCAGUUCUCUUCCCAAAGUUCGUUCCCAAGCCAGAGUUCAGUUCCUCCACAGAGUUCUUUCCCUCAAUCAACUGGUUUCUCAGACCCAUUCUCUACACCUUCCUCGUUCACUCCAAGGAUGACUUCCCCUGCUAUGGAUUUAGGAUCUUCUGCUCCAAUGUCUACUGCACCACCAUACACAAAGCCGGCUGCUGGGUCUUCUUCACUACAAACUGACUUAUUCGGCUUGAAAGCGACACUUCAGUCAAACAACAAAAUUCAUAAGUACAACAAGCCUGUUGGAUCAGGGGCUGGAGGGUAUAUGCCAUCGAGUGCGAAACAGAGCGUGGGCUCCACCAAUGCCUUCAGUGGAUUAGUCUCAACCCAAUGGAAUGCAUAAAUAUGGAUUUUUAAACCUUUCAA
This is a messenger RNA of Moneuplotes crassus, 1481 nucleotides long. NCBI's taxonomy places the organism in Eukaryota, Ciliophora, Spirotrichea, Euplotida, Euplotidae. The record is from the annotation of a GenBank genome assembly.